AAUUCCCCUGUUAUCGCCAUUGCUGUCGAUCUUCGUCACUCUCUGAGCUCACUCUAUUAGUGAUCGUUAAGGUGGUAUAAUUUAGUAACCACAAUCCGAAUCGCAACAAAGAUUUUGCGGAUCAAUCGAGAGUUUUUGACCGUUUUAGUGGGAGUCUCAUACUUUUAACAGAAUCUGGGCCACUAAGGGACCCAUCAGAGCCAAUACGGUCUUUCCAAUAACAGAGUGAAAAGACUAUCCUAGAAUUUUAAGCUUUGCAUGAGGAUUUGAGAUAGCUAGGAAAAUUUUUCAAGGGAAGCUUUUGACAACAUGGGUAAGAAGAUGCGGGAAAAGGAUGGGCAUAAAAGGGAGAAUAACCAGGUUGAACAAGGCAAUGUUGUUAAUAAGGAAAGUGAUUUUUUGGAUGUGUCAGCUGGGAAUAUGAAUGAUGUUUCCAGAUUAAUCAAUAGAGAUCAUGAUAAGAAUAAGAGGAAGGAGGAUAACUAUGAAAAGAAGAAGGAUCGGAUGAAAAAGAGGAAAUCAGAGUUUGACAAAGAUAAAAAGGAAUCUCAGAAGGCUCCAAAGAAGCAUAAGAAAAGUAAAGAUGGAGUUGGUGAUGUUAAAGAGGCUUUAAUGGAAAUUUGUACAGCUGGAAAAGAGAACAUAAAAAAUGAAAGUAGUAAGGCAAUGUAUUUGGGGAACAAUUUUGAGUUGGAAGCAAAAAGGGUUAGAAAAGAUAAACACAAGAACAAGAUUGGAGAUGGGAUUGAUGCAGUCACUAUUGCAACUGAAACCCUUGAACAUAGGAAAAUGCAAGAGACAGUUGAGGUGCUAAAAGGCUGCAGCACUGAAGACAUUAACAAGAUGGUGCAUGGAAAAGAAGGUGAAUAUGAGAAGCGAAAGAAGAAGAAGCACAACUUGGAGAAGGUGACUGGUAAUGUUGAUGGUCAUAUUGCAGUAAUGAGCAGUGUAACUGAUGGAAAUGAAACUGACAAGAAGAAAGACCGAGAAGACGGGAAUGCCAUUAAAAUGGUUGAGGACUCUGGGAAGGGAAAGAAGAGAAAGAAGAAAAGCAUUAAUUAUGGUUUGGGUGUUGAUAAACCAAGGAAGAUGAGCACUGGGAUUGAAAAUCAUGAGUUUCUCUAUAGCAAUGGUGAGUUAAAUUGUAAUGCAGCAGAAUGCGGAAAGUUAGGCAUUGCUGUUGAUAAUGAUGAAGAUGGCAAUAGGGACAAGAAGAAGAAGAAGAAGAAAUCCAAAUCUCUGAAAACUGGUUCAGAUGGUAAAGAGCAUCAAUCUUUUAAGGGAUAUAAAGAUCGUGAGGUUGACAGCAAUGAUAAAGAGGAUCCAGCUGAUAAUGAGGUAGAAUGCACAGAAUUAGGACGUGGUGUUGAUAAUACUGAAAAUGGUAACAGAGGCAGGAAGAAGAAAUCUAAAUCAGUGAAGAGUGAUAUAGAGGGUAAACAUCAUGAAGGAGAUGCAAGAACCAGAAAAAGUGUCAACACUACCAAUCAAUCUGAAGAUGCUACACCUAAAGAUAUAUCUAAGAAAGUGAGUUUCUCUGAUCAUGUUGAGGUUUUCCCUUGUGUGGAUGGUAUAGUUGAUGCAAACAUGGAUGGCAAAGAAGGCUUAGUGUAUGGUAAGCAUUACUCAAAAGAAGAAGAUGCUAUCGUUAUGGAUGCUGUUGCCAAUUACAUUGAGUCUAAUAAUUUAGGUGAGGAAGGUCUAGAUAUGGUUCUGAACUGUAGAACUUACCCCAAAGUCAGAAACUGUUGGAAGGAAAUUCAAGCAGCCAUUCCUUGGAGGCCAUGUGAUAGUGUGUACCGUCGAGCUCAUGUUCUUUUUGAAAGGGAUGAGAAGCAUCCAUGGACCCCUGAAGAGUAUGAAUUCAUCCAAAAGUUUGUUGAAAAACAUGGACCAAGAUGGAAAUUGUUGGCCGACACACUUGGCAAGCAUAGGCAUCAUGUAAAAGAUACCUGGCGUAGAAUAAAACUGACCAAUACAAAUAGAGGGAAUUGGUCUCAAGAGGAGUACCAGAAUUUAUUUGACUUAGUAAACUUGGAUUUAUCUAUGAAAGCUUUUGAGGAAAAGAAAUCCAAGCAUGGAAUGUUGCGAGACAAUAUUUGUUGGAGUGCGAUUAGUGACAAGAUGGAAACGAGAGGUUUUGCACUUUGUUGCAAAAAAUGGUAUUACAGCUUAGCGUCUCCUAUGGUAGCAGAAGGCAUAUGGGCUGAUGCUGAUGACUAUCGCAUGCUAGAUGCUCUUUCUAGCUUGGAUGCUUGCUGCAUGGAAGAUGUGGACUGGGAGAACCUUAUUGAGCAUAGGUCUGGAGAUUUAUGUCGAAAACGGUGGAACCAAAUGGUUCAACAUGUUGGUCCACAUGGGGUCAAGUCUUUUGCUGAACAAGUUGAAGUUCUUGCUAAUCGAUAUCGGCCAGAUAUGCUUGAUGCUAGAGAGGCCUAUGAUAGCAAAUGUCCUGUUGAUCUGCCAUAGCUGUGUUUCUUUUGUUACCUGCAG
Theobroma umbraticum is the source of this 2493-nucleotide messenger RNA. Its product is annotated as myb family transcription factor. The record is from RefSeq and is a predicted model, not a curated record. NCBI's taxonomy places the organism in Eukaryota, Viridiplantae, Streptophyta, Magnoliopsida, Malvales, Malvaceae.